AGAAACCGAAGCCAGUCGAGUCUGAGAACAGCCCACAUGAGACGCCGCGACCUCAUGCAGCGACACAUCACUGGUGGGGUUAAUGCUGACUGCACAUGCACGCACUCACAGGUUGUUGAGGGGGUUUUUUGUUGUUGUUUUUUUUAGCUACAGACGUGCGCCAAUAAGAGUUUGUCUGCUGAGGAGGAGAGUUUGAAGCUGCUGGAGUAUGAGAUCACCGGUGGUCACUCCUGGCUCUGACCUUUCACCUCCGUCCAGGCCGGCGAUUUAAGGAGAAGAAACGGAAACAAAAGAUGGUUUUGGGCGUCUGGGUUGUUCAGUGAUGCUUUCGGUGUCUGCGUGAGAGAAAUAAUGAAUCCUCUAAACACAUCGCUGGAGCAGCAGCUGCCCAACUCCUCCUCAGGAUGCAACCACAACCUAACCAGCUGGAAGGAGACCAUGGAUAAGAUAUACACCUACUUCUACCUGCUGCUCUUCAUCCCCGGGCUGCUGCUCAACACCACUGCUCUCUGGGUCCUCUGCAGACAUAUAAGCAAGAAGACCAAGACGGUGAUCUUCAUGAUAAACCUGGCAUUCGCUGAUUUGGCCCACAUCCUCUCUCUGCCUCUCAGGAUUUAUUAUUACUUCACACACAGCUGGCCGUUUGGACGAGGCGUCUGCUUGUUCUGCUUCUACCUCAAAUACCUGAACAUGUACGCCGCGAUAGUGUUCCUGGUGUGCAUCAGUCUGCAGAGAUGCUUCUUCCUGCUCGACCCAUUCGCUGCUCGGCGGUGGAGGCGGCGCUACGACCUGCUCAUCAGCAUCAUAGUGUGGGUGGUGGUUGGUCUGGCCUGCUCGCCUUUUAUUCUGAUGCGGAGCAGCAGCGGCAGCAGCAGCAGCAGCAGCAGCCUCGUCUCAGCCAGCAACAUGUCCUAUUCACCGGAUGCCAUGUCUACCCAGCUACCUUUAGUCUUCACCAAGAUCUUCGUGCAACCUUUGACCACGAGUCCUAUUAAACUGAGGCCGAGCUCCAGCCCCACUUCUACCAAAAUGACCUGCUUUAAAGACCUGCCCACGCGUCACCUGCCUCUCCCUCAGGCCAUCGCCAUCAUAUCAUUUGGCGAGCUGUUUGGUUUCCUGAUUCCUUUGGCCUGCAUCUUCUACAGCUCCAUCCGCAUCGCCCGAUCCCUCAAACUGAGGCAGAACCCGGAUCAGCAGAACUCCGUCAACCCCACGGCGCACACCCGACUCCAGUCAGUCACCUCCAACGGCCAGUCAGAUAGAUACCAAGAAAACCAGGCGAGCAGCGAGAAGCGGCGAGCCCUGAGGAUGGUGCUGAGCUGCUCGGGCCUCUUCCUGUUCUGCUUCGCCCCGUACCACCUCAACUUUGUGCUCUACAUGAUGGUGGAGCAGGGCAUCGUGUCGCACUGCGCCACCAGGCUGGCCGUGCAGCAGUUUCACCCCGUGUCCCUGUGCCUGGCGAGCCUGAGCUGCUGCCUCAAUCCUCUGCUCUAUUACUUCCUGACGGCCGAAUUCAGGAUGCACCUCAGGAGAACCUCCUCCUUCACCUCCUCGCUGCUCUCCUCCCCGAUCAGCUCCCCGAAACAUAGCUGGCUGCAGCACAGACUGAUGAGGGUGGAGAGUAGCUGCUCGGACGGAGUGUACUUCACACAGCUGCUGCAGAUCAGUUGGCAGCACCUUCAUAAACUGAAACUCAAGUUCUACCACAUCCCAAAGGUUCUCUAUUGGUUUGAGUUCUACCAGGUGGAGGCCAUUCGAGUGACCUCCAGGAACCGAACUCCUCAACAUAAAGGACAGCAUGGAAGCUCAAACCAACCCCACGCUACCCGACUGCACUCGGCUCCCCUGAUACGACUUCAUCGACGUCAGAGUCCCUCGGCUCGCGGCAAAAUGAGCUCUGUUAACCAAAGCUGUGAAAGCAGUGAAAAUCUAAGGACGUACCAGCACCAUGUGUAUGCUGUGGUGUACAGCGUGAUCUUGGCGCCGGGCCUGCUGGGUAAUGUGCUGGCGCUCUGGGUGUUCCGGGUCUACAUCAGAGAAACCAAGAAGGCUGUGGUGUUCAUGAUGAACCUGGCUGUGGCUGACCUGCUGCAGGUUCUCUCUCUGCCUCUGCGGAUCUACUACUACCUGAACAACACCUGGCCCUUCGGUCAUCCCCUCUGCAUGAUCUGCUUCUAUCUCAAGUACGUCAACAUGUACGCCUCCAUCUACUUCCUGGUGUGCGUCAGCGUGCGCCGCUGUGAGCUCAUCAUGCGUCCGCUGAUGUACAACUCGUCGAGGCGAAAAGGAGACCUGCUGAUAUGUGGCCUGGGCUGGCUGCUGGUGUGUCUCUGCUGCCUGCCCUUCCCUCUGCUCAGGAACCCCAGCUCCACAGUGAACUCAAGCCUCUCGGCCUCAGGCGACGCUGAGCCGGUGUGUUUCUCCGAGCUUCCUCUGAGGACUAUCAGCCCUCCUGCAGCCUGGGCGCUGCUGAUCACGGCGGAGCUGAUGGGCUUCGUCGUCCCCCUCAUCUUGGUGCUGGCCUGCACAUUCAUGACCGCCGGGAGCCUCCGGACGCGGACAGUGGGGGCUAUUCCUGACAGAGGGGAGAAGCGCAGGGCGUUGCGGAUGGUGCUAAGCUGUGCAGUCGUCUUCUUAGUGUGUUUUGUGCCUUACCACAUCACCAUGCCGCUGGACUUCCUGGCUAAAGCCAACGCUCUGAGCGACUGCGGCCUCAGAGACCUGAUCCUGCGGUGUCACCCCGUCACGCUCUGCUUGGCCAGCCUGAACUGUAGCCUGGACCCACUCAUGUACUAUUUCACAACCGAUGAAUUCUGGAGGCGAUUGAGCAAACCGGAGAUACCAGAGAGCAUGUCUUUCAACAGGCGGCCGUCCUGCUUAUCUGGAGGAGAGGACUUAGAGAAUGAUUAGUCUCUUGUUGCUUAAAGUUUAAUCUGAACCACUAAACCGUCAGAUGAAGCACUCCUACAAACAACGGACACACAAUUUAUACCCAAGCAAGUAUGUGAAAAUAUAGGAUUGAAUGUCAAAAUGUGAUUUUUUUUUCUAUUUAUUUUUCAAUAAAAUGUUUGUAGUUUCUAAG
Messenger RNA from Stegastes partitus (bicolor damselfish), 3082 nucleotides. RefSeq lists its product as uncharacterized. Bases 352 to 2910 code for a protein of 852 amino acids. The record is from RefSeq and is a predicted model, not a curated record. NCBI's taxonomy places the organism in Eukaryota, Metazoa, Chordata, Actinopteri, Pomacentridae. Gene Ontology annotation, cellular component: plasma membrane. The transcript is spliced from 7 exons. Gene Ontology annotation, molecular function: G protein-coupled receptor activity. Gene Ontology annotation, biological process: positive regulation of Rho protein signal transduction; phospholipase C-activating G protein-coupled receptor signaling pathway.